UCUGAGAACCUGCCUUCCGUGGUUCAGCCUGGGUGCCAGCACCCGCACUUCAGCCUGAGGUCCUGUACCCAGCCUGAUGCCUGUACCCAGCCUGAUGCCCUCAAUCCAGCCUGAUGAUCCUAUUAGGCAGUAGACUCGAUGCCCGCUGUCGAGCCAGACAAUCUGGUACCUGAUGACCCGGUGCCCGCUGUCGUGCCAAUUGACUCAGAGCCCACUGUCGUGCCUGAUGACGCGGUGCCCGCUGUUGAGCCAAAAUGACCUGAUGCCUGGUGACCCGAUGCCCGCUGUCCAGCCAGACGAUCCCAAUGUCUGACCCAGUGCCCGCGGUUAUACCCAUUGACUCGGUAGCCCACUGCCUUGCCAGAUCACUUGACGCGGUGCCCGCUGUCGAGCCAAAUGACCUGAUGCCUGGUGACCCGAUGCCAACCGCUGUCCAGCCCAGAACUACGAUCCAAUGUCUGACCCAGUGCCAGCGGGUCAUGCCAAUUGACUCGGAGCCCACUGUCGUGCCU
Messenger RNA from Staurois parvus, 512 nucleotides. NCBI's taxonomy places the organism in Eukaryota, Metazoa, Chordata, Amphibia, Anura, Ranidae. The record is from the annotation of a GenBank genome assembly.